This is a messenger RNA of Acinonyx jubatus (cheetah), 2397 nucleotides long. It is a transcript of the gene SPMIP3, whose product is annotated as chromosome E4 C1orf100 homolog. Bases 168 to 506 code for a protein of 112 amino acids. NCBI's taxonomy places the organism in Eukaryota, Metazoa, Chordata, Mammalia, Carnivora, Felidae. The record is from RefSeq and is a predicted model, not a curated record. The transcript is spliced from 5 exons.
UAGCCUUUUGAGUGAUGUAGAAGGAUCAAGCCCUAUAUCUCUGCAGUGUGUUUUUGCAGUAUAUCCAGCACCCGGAGGUGGCUGAAAUAACCACUGUCCUCAGAAGACUGAUUUUUAAGAACAAAGAGGACUCUACCCACUGGAGCCCAAGCAGACUCCCAUCCACCAUGGCUGCCAUCCGGCUUCGAGAAUUUAUUGACCGCCGCCCAGUGAUCCUAUCUAGUGUAUUCAUCGCUCAUCAAGGAAAGGACAUCCAAGGAUAUUACCCCGGGCAGCUGGCAAGAGUCCACUUUGAUUCUAGUGUGAAGAGACCUCCCAGACCUCUCAUAGACUUGACAAUUCCACCCAAGAGAAAAAGCCAGUAUCAGCCUCAAUUAGACCAACAAACUCUCAUUCGAUACAUUUGUUUUCGAAGACAUUCAAGGCCCGCUGAACCAUGGUAUAAAGAAACCACCUACCAAAGGGACUAUUCUCUGCCAUUUUACAAGAUUGGAAACAUUGAUUAAGCACAGACUCUGUGCAAGACACAGUGUAAGAUGGACAGACUCUAUCCUCAGAGAACCUAGAGCCUGUGAAUAUGAGACGGCCCCUCACACAAAAUUUGCCCAUGUAUUACCCUGGCACCAAAUAAUUAAAAGAACUCAUCCUCUGAAAAUAAAAUAUCUGCUCUUCAUAGCGGUGUGACCCUUAGACUCCCUGACCUUCCGAUUUCUCGUCUGUAAAAAGGAUAAUAAUAGUAUCUACCUAACAGAACAGAGAUAACCAUAUAAGGAAUUUAGCAUUGUGCUUGUACGUAACAUUAAUAGGCCUUCAAAAAAUAUUAGCUAUUAUAUUACCGAUCAAAGAAUAAACACGUGCCAUAAUAAAUGUUUGUAAACAGACAAACAAACAAAAAACCCUAAUGCAACGGGAUUGUGUUUUAUUCUGGGAUCAAGUUCUAAAACCAAUGCCUCAAGUAGUUAUCAUGUAUAAUCGAAGUUAUCCUUGGAAAUCUCUUAAACUGUUCCAAGUGAUACUAUCAAAUGAUACUAAAUUAUUACAGUAGUUGGAAUAAAUGGGAUUCAGGAAGUUGGUUAAAUUGUCUCCGUAGUUCUCACUUAACUCGUUUUAUUUUUCGAUGAUGACUUUGGAAGAAGUCACCCCCACAAAUCCACAUGAACAAGAGUUUCACUUUAUCAAAUGGUAAGGAAGUCCCCCAAAUCAUUUCACAUGUCCUUUCCACAGUAGUCCCACCCCCAAAUCUGCAUAGCGUAUUUCGGGCUUGAUAGCAUCCACUGUCUGUGGGCAUGUUGACUCGGUGAAGCCCCAAAAGUUUGUUGCACGUUCUGGGAAUGUUUAUUGCCCAGUCGAUCCAGUCGAAUGAGUGCGUCAUUCAGCUCCAUGGCUGGUGAGGGAUUCUUCACGCUCCUAAACCGCUUAGACACAGUGUAACCCUCGAGAAGGUCAGAGUUGCUAUUUUAACCCCAUAAGCCUUGGGAAGUUGAAUGGUUACUUAGUUCAGACAGGUACACACUAUUCAAUUAGAUUUAAAGAAUCCUCCAGGGAUGGCAUUUCGAGUCAUACUCCUGGGUUCAAUGAAAUAUUAUCCAUUCUUAAUACCAAGAAAUGUUUGUGUCUUUCAAUGCUGUCGAAGUAAGUGUGGAAGGUGUAAUGGAUCAGUGAAGAGGUCAGGGACUUGCGGGCCAGGUAUUCCUGGGUCAAGUCCCCUCACUAUCCUAUAAACUUGGGCACGUUCAUGAAUCUCUUUGAGAUGGUGACCCCAUCAGUGGGCAUCUGAGGAUUACCGUGGAUAUUAAGGUAAGUAACACAGUGCAUGGCACUACACGUAAUACAGCUGCCUUACAAUGCUAUCGCCAUAACGCCGUGCUCUUUGGUUCACCCAGUGUGGAUGCGAUGGCUGAUGCAUUUAUCCCCAAGCCCUCCGCGAACCCUCAGCUCCAGACAAGCAGAACUGUUAGUGAUUGUAGAUAAGAGGGUAUAAAGUACAGGAACUCCAGUGGGGGUAAAUUGAGGGAUGGUACCAACUGAAGUUUGAUACAAACACACAGAGUGGCCCGUUUCCAGUGUGGGGUUUAUAGGGGUUGGGGGGUCUACAGUUAGGAUGUCAAAAUGCAAACGUAUAUGACUGAUUUAAUUUUAUUUACAUGUGGGCAUAACUCAGUGAGGUGCCUCUUGAUCACAGAAUGAAACGCAGAAAUAACCUUUUGACUAAGUCCUGUUCCCCCACAUCUUUCACAUACAUCCCUUUCUCUUCAAUCCCCCAAAUUAUUUUAUUGCAUACAAUCGUUGUGGACACUAUUUUGGGGCACUUGGUUGGCUCAGUCGGUUGAGUGUCUGACUUCGGCUCAGGUCAUGAUCUCACAGUUCGUGAGUUAGAGCCCCACAUUGGGCUCUGUG